This is a messenger RNA of Drosophila hydei, 1055 nucleotides long. It is a transcript of the gene Dph4, whose product is annotated as DPH4 homolog. NCBI's taxonomy places the organism in Eukaryota, Metazoa, Arthropoda, Insecta, Diptera, Drosophilidae. Gene Ontology annotation, molecular function: ATPase activator activity; ferrous iron binding. Gene Ontology annotation, biological process: positive regulation of ATP-dependent activity. The record is from RefSeq and is a predicted model, not a curated record. The transcript has 2 exons. Bases 444 to 1016 code for a protein of 190 amino acids.
UAAUAUCUCUGUUGUAUUUUGACGUAUCUUUGUGUUUUCGGUGUAUGGUCACACUGCUGAAAGAUUUAUUCUUAGGUGUAUUUUUGACGGCGGAUAAAGCGGAUCGCUCGCCUCUCGCGUUGUCAAUUUGUUUACAAUAAAACUAAAUGAAACGAAAAUAUAAAUAAUUAUUUAUUGAAAACGUGCUGCCAAAGGUUGGUAAUGCAAAUGUAACUCGUGUGUGUGCUUGUGCGAAAAGUGUGUUAAGCACACAAAGAUCUAAGUAAAGUGUCUUGUGAGCGUGUGUAGGUGUGUGCUCGGAUUCUGCUCAGUUUGCCCCAAAAACCAAAACAACAAAUAAGCUAUAAACCAACGGGAUCAAAAGCAAAGCAGCGACGUCGGCAGCAGCAGUAGCAGAACGUCGACGCUUUUAUUGUCGACAGGAAAAGUCAACACCUUAUAAGAUGUCAAACUUGAACUUCUAUGAACUGCUUAAUGCGAACGCAACGGCAACAUUUGAAGAGCUUAAGCGCAAUUAUAAACAAUUAAUACUACGAUGUCAUCCCGAUAAAUUACAACAACAAGCUGUAGAUGUAGCUGUAAAUGUAACCACGAACGAGAGCGAACCAAAUCGGCAGAGCGACAGCAAUUUCAAUGCGAUAAAUGAAGCCUGGAAUACGCUUAAAGAUCCCAUAAAGCGUAAACACUAUGAUGCCGAAUUAUUGCAGUCGAAGUUUGAAACACACAAUAAUAUCUAUGCCACUAUAACGUUAAACGACAUGCACAGCACUCGAGUCGAAAUGGUUGAAGAUGACGAGGAGGGGGAUGAGAAUGAAACCGACGCAGACAAAGAGUCGGCGACAACAACAACAAAGUGGAGCUCGGCCUAUGCGUACAAUUGUCGCUGCGGCGGACAAUACGUGCUGCUGGACGAUGAGUCACAAAGAGAGCAGCAGCUGAGGGCAAGUGAAAUGAUUGUCGAGUGCAGUGAAUGUUCUCUAGUGAUAAUUGUGAAACCAGACGCGAAUAUAUCAUAAAACUGUAAUGCCCAUACAUUUGUAUGUAAUAAAUUGUAA